AUGGCCAUGACCUCGCUGGUCAACAGUGCCAACUGCCAAGUAGCGGGUUUCGCUGUCACUACCGUAGGAUGGAUCUUCUCCAUGACUUGCAUGGGCCUGGCCGAGUGGCGGGUGUGGUACGUGGACAACAGCUCCGGCCCCUCCCCGGGGCUGGCCUGCAUAGGGAUGUGGAAGGUCUGUACUUACCAGCUCACCAGCCUCCACAGCAGACCAAUCUCAUGUCACCGCUACACCUACAGUGACACCUACCUGCCUCUGGAUAUCCGCAUCUCUCAGAACCUUCUGCUGGCCGCCAGCCUGCUCGGGCUCCUGGGGAAAGUGCUCACGGUCAUGGGCCUGUGGAGAGUGUACAUAGGAAAGCGUCAGGAUGACAACACCUGCAAUCUGUUAUUUGCUUGCCGUGUCCUGAGCAUCACAGCGGGUACAUUUAUCUUCAUUGUUGUAAUCUGGAACUACCACUCCGUGAUGAAUGAAGAGGGCAUACCCUUCCCUCCAUCCUUCCACAUCCCCUUCAAGCCAGACCGGCAGGAGGUCGGCAGCACCGUGCCAGUGGCUGUUCUGGCUGCCCUCCUCAUGCUGUUGAGUGGGCUGCUUACCAUCUCUUUCCAGUGGCCCCGCAACAGCCAAGUGUACCCCGAGGUCUCAGAAGUGUAA
Molecule: messenger RNA, 654 nt
Organism: Myotis daubentonii (Daubenton's bat)
Lineage: Eukaryota; Metazoa; Chordata; Mammalia; Chiroptera; Vespertilionidae
Product: claudin-34-like
Cellular component (GO): bicellular tight junction; membrane
Molecular function (GO): structural molecule activity
Source: RefSeq, a predicted model, not a curated record